ACGAGAAGAGAGGAUGAUGUUGGUAUCACAUGUGAUUCUCGAUCUAGGCACGAAGAUGGGCAAUGGGCAAUUCCCGUCUUCAGCUGGGAAUAAUGACGGAAUAUAACCCCGCUCCCGACCUCGCCCCGCACCUCUGGCCUGAUCUGCCUCUGAACACCACCACCAUUAUUGCUCCCCCAGGAAUAAACCCAUUAACAACAGACCUCUUCCGUUCCAUUCCUCCCCCCUCUCUCCCUCCUACAACCACAAUGGCCUCCCCAACAACCCCGCCCUCCCACCGCCCAAUCCUCGACUUCUUCUCCCACGCCCUCACCUCCUUCCACGCCUCCACCACCUCCUUCGAGGUGAUAAGCACCUUCUCGCCGCCCGCCCGCUCUGGCCCGCAGCAGCUCCUCCAGAACCGCAUCACCGCCCCGGGGCCCUCGCCGCCGGCACCACCCGCGCCGACCGACGCCACCGCCCUGAUCGUCCUCGACUCGUCCUUCAACCCGCCCACGCGCGCGCACCUGCGCAUGGCCGUCUCGGCGGCUCGCGAGCACCGCCAGAAACAGAAGGUGCCGCCACGGGUGCUGCUCGUCCUGGGCGUCAGCAACGCCGACAAGGAGGCGCGCCCCGCGGCGCUGGAGCAGCGCCUCGGGAUGAUGUGGGCAUUUGCGCGGGACCUGCGGCGGGGGCUGGACGAGGACGAUGGGGGCGGGGCGGAGGGCGUGAGCGUCGACAUCUGCCUGUCCCGGCAGCCGUAUUUCCACGACAAGAGCGAGGCGAUUGCGCGGUCCGGGUUCUACGGUGGCGGCGGAGACGCUGGCGGGCCGGAGCAGGUCGUGCUGGUGGGAUACGACACGCUCGUGCGCAUCUUCGACCCCAAGUACUACGGUUCCGUGUCGGCGGCGGCGAGCGCGGGACCCGGGGAGGAGACGCCCCUGCGGAGGGCGCUGGACCCGUUCUUUGGCCGGGCGGUGCUGCGUGUCACGGCGCGGGCUGACGCUGAGUGGGGUGGUAGGGACGAGCAGGCGGCGUAUCUGGAGGACCUGCUUAAGGGGGACGGGCUCGAGAGGAUAGGCGGAAGCAAGGAAUGGGCGAAGAGUAUCGAGAUAGCGGAGGGUCGGAAGGAGGGGGAGGCAAUUGUCAGUAGCACGCUGGCCCGGGAUGCUGCAAAGAUUCGGGACGGGGCUCGGCUGGAGGAGCUGGUCACUCAUGGGGUGAAGAGGUGGAUUGAUGGCGAGAAGCUCUACACUGGAGAUACAUAGGGAGUCGUAUGCCUUAGGGACUAUGGCUAGACGGGUACCACGUUGUGUUGGUGUGCCUAUUGAUCGGAAUCUUGCCGGGCAGGAAAGUCCCCAACAAGUGCCCAUUGAUCAAUUCCUCGAGCUCGUCCAGGGCACAUCGUGGCCAUCCUGGGCAUUCUAUGUAAAUUGAACCUUCCCGAUAUAAGUACCUCUAGGUUUACCGGUAGAUAGGCAGCGCAAACUGUGAUCAAUUCCCAGGCGUCGCCUUCUCAG
Messenger RNA from Phialemonium atrogriseum, 1499 nucleotides. RefSeq lists its product as uncharacterized. Gene Ontology annotation, molecular function: ATP hydrolysis activity; nicotinamide-nucleotide adenylyltransferase activity. The record is from RefSeq and is a predicted model, not a curated record. Gene Ontology annotation, cellular component: nucleus; cytoplasm. The transcript has a single exon. Bases 63 to 1247 code for a protein of 394 amino acids. NCBI's taxonomy places the organism in Eukaryota, Fungi, Ascomycota, Sordariomycetes, Cephalothecales, Cephalothecaceae.